GUAUACCAACUAAUAAACGUCAAACUGAUUUGUUUUUAUUUUGGAUUUUCCCAUAAGAGGAAAAAAGUCCUUCAGACUCCUUGAAAAUUUAAUUUUGAGUGAAUUGAAAGUGCAAUUAAAUGCCAAGAAGUGGGAUGAAUUGUGACUUGCGGGCAAGAUGAUUCCGUGGGUACGUGAAAAAUUUGCCGAAAGACGUGCAAGGUGGCUUGCAUCGCGGAAACGUGAGGAGAGUGGCAGCAAUCCUGGAUCUGGGGAUAAACAGUGUGACAAUAAGAGUGGGCUGAGCGAUGCAUUGGACAGCCAGGAGGCAUCAGCUGUGGAUUCCAGGCACAGUGUCUACGUGGAGACGAGUGAUUGUCUCCAUUUGCGUAUCCUCACGACACGAGGGGUGAGUGUGGUGGUGGUGGUGCCACCCGAGGCAACGGGGAGUGCUGUGAAGAAGGAAGCCCUGAAGCAGUUGGCACUGGAAGCUCAUCCACUACCCUUCUAUGCUGCCAAUUUGGACAGUGUUCUGCACAGAUAUAAGCUCGUACGCACGCGACAUCGCACAAUGCUCCAUUCGCAUGAGACAGUGGAGAAGGCGGGACUCGUGGAGGGUGAGGAGCUCCUCCUGCUCACCAAGAGAUCCUCACCCACACGUGCACCCCCAGAGAGUGUCAAAGGACCCACAUUGGCGGAAGUUGUGGCCGCCACGAAGGAUCUUCCCGCCACACAGCCCAGCCCACCGGCUGUCAACAUUUACGACAUGGUGCUACAGACGGAUCUGCAGUACGACAUCCGCAAGAUACUCAUCUCACUGGCACAGAGUUCGGCCUAUGUGAUCGGAGCGGGUCCCUUUGCGGAUCGUCUCAUUGAGAUUCUCAAGCAGAGGCUCCUCAAUCGACGACGCCACGAAGCUAGUGCCCUUGAGAGUCUCCUGGCCAUGGGAUUUGCUCCAGCACGUGUCCAUCAGGCGCUAAAGCUAAAAAACAAUGUCUACCCUGCGGCAUUGGAGUGGUUGAUUGAGAAUCCCAGCUUGUCAGGGCAGAAUUCCAUGGAGGCCCCCGUUUCCCCGCCAGCUGUGGCUUCAUUCAGCCUCGAAAGGGGGAAGUUCAGUUCACGAAGGGAUAAAAUUGAAAUUCUCCUGGAAAUUGUACGUCUGCACGCGCAACGGGAUCUCCCAGCACCACCGGAAACGGUUACGAAGAUCAUUGAGAUGGGCUUUCCGGAAGCAGAGGUGCGUGAGGCGCUAAAGAGGACGCAGAACAAUCAAGCAGCUGCAUGUGAAUGGCUCGUUGGUAGUCGUAGCCGUAGCUUGACGGACUUGCGAGACGGGCUACCGACGGAUUCGCCAGUCCUGCAGGCUCUCCUCACAUCGCCUCAAGUACAAAUAAGUCUGGGAAAUCCUAAAAUGUUUGUGGCCUACCUCUCAAUGCUGGACAAUUACUCAUCAAUGAGUAUGUGGCUGAGUGAUACAGACACUUCGGGCGUGUUGGGGCACAUCCUGCGUACGUAUCACGAAGAGAAGCACAUUGUUGCCAUUAAUCAGUUCAGCAAUCUCAUCUGAGUGAGCUGCAGUGUGAAGAAUGUCAAUUAAAAAGCGCCCCCAUUCGCCCCUCAUCAAUCCGGGACGUGCAAUUGCGGCAAUAUUCUUUCCGGUGAGUCUUCUAUUCUUUUAAAACGUCCUCCCGCGCAAAUGCUUCAAAUUCCCAGCAUGGAAAUUCUAGUCUAAAGAACAUAGAAUCACAAGCUAAAAGGAACCAAAGAUGAAAGCUAUAAAAUGCAUCCUAUUUGUCCCGUAAAGAAAAGAAGAAAAUUGUUAGAAACUCUUUUAGGCAAUAAGAAAUUUAAAAAAAAAAAGAAAAAUAUUGUUAGAAUAAAAGAAAAAUUAUCACAAAAUGCUUAAAAAAAAAGUCGGUUGUGCAACGAAUAAAUUCCUCCCUCUCUCCAAGAACUUUCUUCUGCCACGGACAGAUGCGCAAAAAUGAGAAUUCAUGGAAAGAAGAUGAAAAGAUUUAAUGAAGAUGAUGAGUUUUCUUAAUAAAAAGUGGAAACAGUUUUUUAAA
Molecule: messenger RNA, 2045 nt
Organism: Lutzomyia longipalpis
Lineage: Eukaryota; Metazoa; Arthropoda; Insecta; Diptera; Psychodidae
Gene: Kpc2
Product: ubiquitin-associated domain-containing protein 1
Exons: 4
Coding region: 158-1546 (462 amino acids)
Molecular function (GO): protein binding
Source: RefSeq, a predicted model, not a curated record